Cooperia oncophora is the source of this 318-nucleotide messenger RNA. The record is from the annotation of a GenBank genome assembly. Lineage: Eukaryota; Metazoa; Nematoda; Chromadorea; Rhabditida; Trichostrongylidae.
AUGAUGUCUGCGGGAGUUCUUCGCCUCGUUCUCGUCUUGUCGACAUUUUGUUUAGCUGUCUACGCUCUCCUUGACAGAUCAAUCAUUGACAGAGCUGAGCUUAACGCUUGGAUCGAACUGCAAGACGAGGAUCAGUCGACGCUCAAGGUUGUUAAGGCUGAUAAAGUCACCUCCAAGAGCAAGUUGUCAUACAAGGAGGCUGAAGAGUACUGUGAGCAAGACAGUGCUCACUUGACUUCUGUUCGAUCCCAAGACGAAGAAAACUUUAUAUCAGGUUACCAGAAUCAUCUCAUCAACGUCGUAUGUUCGGAAUGUUGA